Molecule: messenger RNA, 2444 nt
Organism: Cavia porcellus (domestic guinea pig)
Lineage: Eukaryota; Metazoa; Chordata; Mammalia; Rodentia; Caviidae
Gene: Gabra6
Product: gamma-aminobutyric acid type A receptor subunit alpha6
Exons: 9
Coding region: 334-1695 (453 amino acids)
Biological process (GO): gamma-aminobutyric acid signaling pathway; signal transduction; chloride transmembrane transport
Cellular component (GO): plasma membrane; dendrite membrane; postsynapse
Molecular function (GO): GABA-A receptor activity; GABA-gated chloride ion channel activity; benzodiazepine receptor activity
Source: RefSeq, a predicted model, not a curated record
UCCCUCUAAUCUCCCCUAGUGCCUUAUUCGAUUAUUGUCACUGAUCUCCGGCCAUGCACUGUCCCUUUGGACUCUAUCUCUCAGCUGAGUCUGCCACAGGAGGCUGCAUAUCUGCAGGACAGAGUCUAGGACCACAAACUUCCUUAUUCUUUGGGGAAAGACAGAAAACAAAAAUAAGAGCAACGAGAACCCUCAAAGUUUCUCCAGCAAACCUUUCAUCUACUGGAUUUCUGACUGGAAGCAAGCAAGGAAGAGGGAUAUGAGGGAUUUGGACAAUUUUUUUAGCUGAUUGUCACAGGAGAGCUGAUCAGGAGUAUUCCAAUAAACCACAGGAUGGUAUCACUUCUGCCUUGGCUUUAUAUUAUUCUACGGCUAGAAAAUUCCCUGGCACAACUUGAAAAUGAAGGCAAUUUCUAUUCCGAAAAUGUUAGUCGGAUCCUGGACAACUUGCUUGAAGGCUAUGACAAUCGACUACGGCCAGGAUUUGGAGGUGCUGUCACUGAAGUCAAAACAGAUAUUUAUGUGACCAGUUUUGGGCCUGUGUCAGAUGUGGAGAUGGAGUAUACAAUGGAUGUUUUCUUCCGCCAGACUUGGACUGAUGAGAGAUUGAAGUUUGUGGGGCCAACUGAGAUUCUGAGUUUAAAUAAUUUGAUGGUCAGUAAAAUCUGGACACCUGACACUUUUUUCAGAAAUGGUAAAAAGUCAAUUGCUCACAACAUGACAACCCCUAAUAAACUCUUCAGAAUAAUGCAGAAUGGGACAAUUCUAUACACCAUGAGGCUGACCAUCAAUGCUGACUGUCCCAUGAGACUGGUCAACUUUCCUAUGGAUGGGCAUGCUUGUCCACUCAAGUUUGGGAGUUAUGCUUAUCCCAAAAGCGAAAUCAUAUAUACAUGGAAGAAAGGACCACUUUACUCAGUAGAAGUCCCAGAAGAAUCUUCCAGCCUUCUCCAAUAUGAUCUGAUUGGACAGACAGUAUCUAGUGAGACAAUUAAAUCUAACACUGGUGAAUAUGUAAUAAUGACAGUGCAUUUCCAUUUGCAAAGGAAGAUGGGCUACUUCAUGAUCCAGAUAUAUACUCCAUGCAUCAUGACAGUCAUUCUUUCCCAGGUGUCUUUCUGGAUUAAUAAGGAGUCAGUCCCAGCAAGAACUGUCUUUGGGAUCACCACUGUUUUAACCAUGACCACCUUAAGCAUCAGUGCCCGGCACUCCUUGCCCAAGGUGUCAUAUGCAACAGCCAUGGAUUGGUUCAUUGCUGUAUGCUUUGCUUUCGUCUUUUCUGCACUUAUUGAAUUUGCAGCUGUCAAUUACUUCACCAAUCUUCAGAUACAGAGGUCCAAAAGGAAGACACAGAUCGCAGCCACAUCCCCAGCGACAAUAUCAAAGGCGACUGAACCCUUGGAAGCUGAGAUUGUUGUGCAUUCUGAUUCCAAGUACCAUCUGAAGAAAAGAAUCACCUCCUUGACUUUGCCAAUCAUCAAAUCCCCAGAGGCCAGCAAAGUUCUCACUAGAGAACCCAACCUGCAAUCAACACCUGUCACACCACCACCUCUCUUGCCAGCCUUUGGAGGCACCAGCAAAAUAGACCAGUAUUCUCGAAUUCUCUUCCCAGUUGCAUUUGCAGGAUUCAACCUUGUAUACUGGAUAGUUUAUCUUUCCAAAGACACGAUGGAAGUCAGUAGCAGUGUUGAAUAGCUUACAGCCAGAACGACCUGUAUUCUAAAAAUUCUCGUUCUUUGUAUUAAAAAAUAGCACUGAGACCAAUGUAGAUAGACAAUCAACACUGAAAAUCUGUAAUUCAUAACUUUGAGGAAGCAUGAAUGGGACAAAAAAAGCAAUAAUGCUACCCUUCAAAACUGAGAUUAAAAAUUGCUGAAAAAGCCUGUUUUUUAUGCACAUUAGAGACAAUUCAAUAAGAGGAUAAAAUGGAUUCAUGAUAAAUUUGCUCAUUUUUGCCCUUUGUAGUUCACUAUUGUUGAUUGUCACUGUGAAUAACAUUUAGAAGGCAGAUAAAGUACAAAACGCUAACACUUCCAAAUGUUGCCUUAAAUGUUUAUUUUGGCUUAAUUACUAGCAAGCAAAAUAUAAGUACGGUCUAAAUAUUUAUCAGUAGGUUUAUACCAGCAUGUUGGAGACAUUUAUGCUAGCAAAAUGGCUUUUAGUAGCAUCAUAAAGCUUAUAUUGAAAUUAGACUUUGUUUUUAACCUCGCUGUGCUCUUUUACCUCAACGAAGUAUGGUGUUGUAUACACAUAAAUUAUACAAAGGUCAUAUUACAUAUGCUUAUGUACAUAGCUUUAUUUAUAUUGCAAUAAAGUGUUGUUUUAUGUCACUAAAUUCUCCUUGUACAGAAUUAUGCUUACCAUAAUUCCAUGAAAUUGUAGAAAAAAUUAUUACUUUAAGGAAGUCUUGUAUAUGAUGAAUACAAUUAUCUCUCAUAUAUUGC